Messenger RNA from Triticum dicoccoides, 733 nucleotides. RefSeq names its product S-(+)-linalool synthase, chloroplastic-like. The record is from RefSeq and is a predicted model, not a curated record. The coding region runs from base 16 to 630 and encodes 204 amino acids. Gene Ontology annotation, biological process: terpenoid biosynthetic process. NCBI's taxonomy places the organism in Eukaryota, Viridiplantae, Streptophyta, Magnoliopsida, Poales, Poaceae. Gene Ontology annotation, molecular function: magnesium ion binding; terpene synthase activity. The transcript has 3 exons.
UCACUCCCAAGCUACAUGAUAUCAUGCUACAAGGCUCUUUACAAUAUAACAAAUGAUAUCGCUGACAUGUCCAUGAAAGAGCAUGGACUGAACUCAAUCGAUCAUCUCAAGAAAGCUUGGGCAACUUUGUUUGAUGGAUUCAUGAUUGAGGCAAAAUGGUUGUCUGGUGGUCAGGUCCCUACACGGGAGGACUACCUGAGAAACGGCAUCAUCACCUCGGGGGCACCACUUUUGUUUAUGCAUCUUCUCUUCAUGCUAGGCCAUGAUUUAACGGAGGAAAACAACGACCACAUGUCUCGGAUUAUCUCAUGCCCUGCAAAAAUCAUGAGGCUCUGGGACGACAUGGGCAGUGCAAAGGAUGAAGCGCAAGAAGGGCUAGAUGGAUCGUACAAGGAGCUCUACCUAAAAGAGAGCCCUCAUAGCAACGCGGAGGGGCACAUGUUGGAGAUGAUUGCAGAUGAGUGGGAGGGUCUCAACAGGGAGUGCUUCUCCAGGACGAGGUCAUCACUAUCCCCUACCUUCAUUCGAGCAUCACUCAAUUUCGCAAGGAUGGUCAGCGUCAUGUAUGGCUAUGACCACGAGCACAGGCUCCCUGUCCUUGAGGAUUACACCAGAAUGCUACUCUUCUGAAUCAUACAUGACCAGUACAUUAACUAUACAAAGUCUUGUAAAUGUAGUGUAUUUUUGUUGUGAUCGUCACAUACAUUGGAGUUAAUACUAUGAGGGAGGCUAA